AUGAUUUAUAUCUCGACUACUCUUCGCUCGGGUCUACUGAGACGUGCAACUCAUAUAUCUAAGUCAGGAUGCUUCUAUAGUACUCGAAAGGCACAUGAGCCUUUGCGCAUCCUAUUUUGUGGCUCGGAUGACUUCAGUAUUGCGUCUCUAACGGCAUUGCAUGGAGAACAUCUUCGGAAGCCUGAGACCAUUGCCUCCCUGGAUGUUGUUUGUCGGCCUGGAAAACCUGUUGGGAGAGGUUUAAAGAAAUUACGUGAAGUUCCAAUUGCAAAGGUUGCGAGAGAAUUGCAAUUGCCCCUGCAUCAGAUUGAUACAUUCACCGGCUGGCAGCCGCCGAAGCCCCAGGAUUUACCUAUCAAUCUGGUCGUAGCAGUAUCUUUUGGGCUUCUUGUCCCUCCCAGAAUCCUUCGGUCAGCAAGAUACGGCGGACUUAAUGUACACCCAUCUUUGCUACCAGAAUUUCGAGGACCAGCUCCACUGCAACACACAUUGCUCAUUGGACGCGAGAGAACUGGCGUUACUGUGCAAACUUUGCAUCCGAAACACUUUGAUCAGGGGUCUAUUGUCUUCCAGACGCCGCUCCCUGGCUUUCAGCAUCAUUGUCAAAAUCUGCCCGAUCUAGUGCGGCUCAUGGCAAGAGAAGGCUCACGAAUGCUUCUCAAUUGCAUCAGGAACAGCUCUUUCGUGUCGCCACCUGAGCAGAGUUCAUCCAAACUAGCAUCUCGCGGUUGCAUUGCCGCAGCGAACGCACCCAAAAUUACCACUACUGAUCGCCAUAUCGAUUGGGCUACCUGGACGUCAGAGGUCAUCAUGCGCAGACAUCGAGUUAUCGGACCGUUGUGGAACAUUGUGAAUCCUGGGGAGAGGCGGGUAAUCUGGUCAUCGGGCUUCGUAGACUCGGACCAGGAUUUUGCAGACCUACGUCUAGGCACAGGACAGCCGUUCAUAUCAGAGCUCGGUAAAGCGGAGGAAGCAAUUUAUAUUAAGACGUGCGAUAACAAGGUGUUAAGAGUACAUGAGAUCACUAUAGAUGGCGGACAUAAGAAGCGACCAAUCCCUAGCGUCAAACAAGCAAAGAUAUACUCUGGAAAGGAACUCGGCUUUGAUCGAGAUUUCACUAUUCACGACUUGCUUGACGCUCAACUGGGGUAG
Molecule: messenger RNA, 1152 nt
Organism: Bacidia gigantensis
Lineage: Eukaryota; Fungi; Ascomycota; Lecanoromycetes; Lecanorales; Ramalinaceae
Exons: 4
Coding region: 1-1152 (383 amino acids)
Biological process (GO): conversion of methionyl-tRNA to N-formyl-methionyl-tRNA; biosynthetic process
Cellular component (GO): mitochondrion
Molecular function (GO): methionyl-tRNA formyltransferase activity
Source: RefSeq, a predicted model, not a curated record